CCCCGCAUAACAAUGGCCGAGAAGGAGAAACGGGCUUCUAACACUGUCAUUUUAGGACAAACUAGCAGAGCCCCCAAAAGAAAAACGCCAUUCCAGCUAGCAGAAAACAAAAGACGUUUGGACGCAGAAAGAAGUCAAACCAGAGUGAAUAUUGGCGUCGCGUUUCAACGGUGGCGAAAACUGCGGAAUUCACAGGGAAUGAAAACAGAUAGCAUGGUUGCUUUGUUUCUGUUGGACAGGUAAUUCUUAACACAACAUCGUAUCGUGAUGAGGACAUUUCAUUAUUAUUAUGAUUCAUGUUUUGUUUACAAAUAUUGAAGUUGGUUGUAGCUUUGUUUUAUACUUGACAUGACAGUAUUUACACAUUUGUUUGUUAGCACAAUACACUAAUGCUACGCACAAAUGGCUGUAAGUUUAGCGCGCUUCGAAUCCUUUAAGGAAGAAAGAAACUCACAUCAAUAUUGCCAUGUGGUAAGCAACAGCUAAUGCAGUGAUGCAGGCGUUGUACCGAUCUGUGUGUCAAUCUCAUGCUCCAUCAUUCCCAACUCUAGUGAACAAGACCCCGAGAUACUUAAUCUCCUCCACUUGGGGCAGGACCUCAUCCCUGACCCGACUCAAGACCAUGGUCUUGGAUUUAGAGGCGCUGAUUCUCAUCCCAGCCUCUUCACAUGCCGCUGCGAAUUGCUCCAGUGAGAGCCGGAGAUUAGGUUUCGAUGAAGCCAACAGGACCACAUCAUCUGCAAAAAGCAGAGACCUGAUCCUCAGGCCACCAAAAUGGAUCCCUUCAACACCUUGGCUGCACCUAGAAUCUGUCCAUAAAGGUUAUGAUCUGAAUCAGUGAUAAAAGGCAGCCUUGGCAGAGUCCAUCUCUCACCAUAAACGAGUCUGACUUACUGUGGCAGCCCGUAUCAGAGGGCCUGGCACCGUAUUUUCCAGAAGAACCACCCAAUGGGCCUCCUGAGGAAUGCAGUUGAAGGCCUUCUCCAAAUCCACAAACACAAGUAGAUUUGUUGGGUGAACUCCCACGCACCCUCCAGGACCCCCUUAGGGUAUAGAGCUGGUCCAGUGUUCCACGGCCAGGACGAAAACCACAUUGCCCCUCCUGAAUCUGAGCUUCAACAAUCCAUCUGACUCUCCUCUCCAGAACCCCUGAAUAAACGUUACCAGGAAGGCUCAGGAGUGUGGUCCCCUGUAGUUGGAACACACCCUGCUGGCCCCCUUUUAAAUAGGAGGUCCCCAAUGUCCACGCAAUAUUGCAGAGCCUCGUCAGCCAACACACUGACUGGAGGCGAAAGUGAUCCACGUGCAACCCAUCCCGCCCCCAUUCUUAUGGUUGAAGGACAGGACCCAUGUAAAAAUAAACAUUUGUAACUUCUCUGCACACUCGCACAGAGCCUGGGAUACUCUGGAAAGUGAUGCUUGGUCGUCUUGCAGCUGUGAUUCAAGCGAGCUGACCAAAAAUGACGUUGAAUCAUCAUGGUCAUCAUGGUUAUGCCUCCAAGAAGGAAAACAGUGAAGAGCUAGCCUGUUUUUCAGCUUUUUCCCCUGGUGAUGGACGACCCAUGAGCCGCUGGAAGGGGAGGAGGCUUGACCCUAACCUUACUCUGAACGUGUUACGAACGUGCAUCGGCUGUGUCCUUCAGGUCUGCGUCCGAUCGAAUGUCCCCAGCUGACACACCACAGGGGGAUAUCAGCGUCGAUGACUUCAACGACCUGCAGCACUCCUUGAUCGACUGGGAUCAUGGAAGAAGGCACCCAGGGCUUGGGACGGAGUCCGUGUCGUCUUCAGAAGACGAGGAAGUAGACCCGGAGCACACUGAUAGUGAAGAGGAAGAUUUUGGACCGCCGAUUUGUGUGCGGACUGGAGGUGAUCUCAGAACCAACUGGAAUCUGGAUCAGAUUCCCACCAUUAGCUUGGAGGACACCGUUCAUGAUGCUUAUGACCAAACCGAAGAGCCGCCUAGCGUUGAAACUCCAUCUGUCACCCAGUCACUGAACAUGGAUGUUGAAGAUGAUCUGAUUGGACAAUCUGCAUCAAUAACUUACCUAAGCAGUCUGAAGCAACUUGUUGAGCACCUCCUCCUCCCUGUGAGCCACUGCCCCGCUGAGAACCCGAACACCAAGGAGAAGUGUCGGGCACCGAAGCCAUUCAGGAUCCAGAUCCAGGCACAAGGCACAGCUUCUGCUGUUGAAUGGUUCUGUCCCAACGGCCACACGGUGUGGAAGUGGACCUCUCAGCCAACGGCACCAGCGGGCUUUCUGGCCGGGGAUUUCAUGCUGGCGUGCAACAUUCUACUGUCUGGGAACUACUUUUCAAAGAUAGCAUUACUUUUUAAAUUUAUGAAUAUGGGAAUGGUUAGUGCUCAUAAUUUCUUCAAGAUUCAAGACGCUUAUUGUGUGAAUGCCAUUAAAGACUUCUGGGAGAAAACCAGGAGGUGCGUUAUCCAACAGCUUCAGUCCAAAGGGCCUGUGGUGCUCCUUGGAGACGCGACGGCAGGCGGUCCAGGGUUGUCCGCUCGCUACUGCACCUACUCUGCCGUUGAAAAUGACUCCAAAAAGAUUGUGAGCCUGGUAAAUCUGGACAGACGGGAAACCCAGCUGAGCUCGGUGGCUAUGGAGAGAAUGGGCUUCAUAAGGACGCUGGACAGACUGACUCAGGAGCUUCAGGUGUUGGAGAUUUGUACGGAUGCACGUUCACAGAUUUCGGCGCUCUUCAACGACGGCAAAUACAAAGACUGUGGAGUGACACACUCACUGGACAUGUGGCACGGUGCCAAAAGCUUGGGAAGAAAGAUACACGCGGCGGGGCAGCUAAAGGGGUGCUCACGUUUGCGACAUUGGACCAAACACAUCUGUAAUCACUUUUGGCACUGCUGCAAGACGGCGGACAGCUUCAACAGCUUUCUGGAGCUGUGGAUCGCUGUCCUGCACCACGUGGUUGGAGAAAGCCACCAUGGCCCCCUGGUGGAGACCAGUGCAAAGGUCUGGCUUGAGAAGAAUUCCCUGGCGUACCAGAAACUGCGUGAAAUAGUGCUCGAUUCAUGCUGGCUGAAGAACAUCCAUCAGUAUUUACCCUUCAGAUCAACCGCAGAGCUGGAAUCGUUCCAUAACCACGUCCUGAUGUACGCCGGCCAACGCUUCAGCUUCUCCCCACCCGUGUACUCGGCCAGGACCAUGUUGGCCGCACUAGAUUACAACCAUCAUGUUAACCGACCAGCGAAGAGAAAGGCUGAUGGUUCGCUACAGUACCGCAAGUUGUUCAACAGGAAGUCCAACAAGUGGAGCUUGUACACACUAAAGGAGGACAAGGACUAUCGCUACAUCUCAGACAUCCAGGCUGCUAUCCUGCAGCGGAGGCUGUCUUCCACCGAGGAGAGGAACAAGACCCGAUGACGCUCCGGUUCCCACCACCCAGCAGCUGUUACAGGAACAAGUGGCGAGGCAGACGGGUUCCUAACGCUCCUCGAGGAUCCAGCACCAAGUUGCUUCUCACUGUAAAUAAACAUGUUUUUUUUUAAUACAAGUGUGUCUUUGUAGAAAGGUACACAAGUCAUCAUUUUAGGUUUUAAAUAAAAGUUUGAUUACUUAAUAAAGUCGUUUUCUUGCAUG
Messenger RNA from Nothobranchius furzeri (turquoise killifish), 3609 nucleotides. The record is from RefSeq and is a predicted model, not a curated record. Lineage: Eukaryota; Metazoa; Chordata; Actinopteri; Cyprinodontiformes; Nothobranchiidae.